AUGGGCCACAUGGAGAUGGCUCAGAAUACUGAUGACUCCACGUACUACCUUCUGCAUCAUUCAGUGUUCAAAUCCAACAGCUUGACGUAAAAAUUACAUUACUGUUCUAAAUUUAAAGUAGUUCCGCUAAAAGCCAGUACGAUUCCACGAUUGAAACUUUGCAAAGCACUUCUUUUGGUAGAGUUGGUUUCCAGAGAAAUAGAACGUGUCAGCAUUCAUUGUGAUCCCAGUAAUGUCAUCCUAUGGUCUAAUUCGGCCAUUGUCAUGUCUUGGAUCAAUAGUAACAAACCACUAAAGUCAUCCAACAGAAUAGCACAAAUAUUGGACUUAACUCGGCCCUCGCAAUGGCGUCAUAUACCAACAACUAGCAACUCUGUUGAUGUUAUUUUGCGUGGAUGCUCAGCUGAAUCACUGUUGUCGAACGAACUUUGGUAG
This is a messenger RNA of Cinara cedri, 435 nucleotides long. The record is from the annotation of a GenBank genome assembly. NCBI's taxonomy places the organism in Eukaryota, Metazoa, Arthropoda, Insecta, Hemiptera, Aphididae.